AAUGAACCCCUCUCCUAAUACUCCUCCUCUUCUCACGCGACAGAACCAACUGAAGAUCGGCCGAGUCCACGGGGCUAUUUACUUGGGGCCAUUUACUUGGGGUCAUUUACUUGGGGCCAUUUAUUUGGGGGCCCUUUGUAAGAGAAGACCGUUCGCAUUACUGCCUACCUCGCUAAGGCAGCCUCAUAUACGAGGCCUCUUUUAUCAUAAAUGGCUGGAUGGACACCUCUGCCGUCUAGUGAUCCGGCUCACGAGGAUUCCCUUGGAGAUCUGGGCUCUCCAGGCCUUAGCUAUGAUGAUUACAGAGACACGAUUCCGCUCACCGAAAACGACCAGUUCUCGCGCAGACGAUCUUCCCAAUUAUCGCCGACGAAUGAAGAUGGUCUGGAAAGGCUCAAAGACCGUUCAUACACCUCUGCGUCCGCGAGAAGUAGAAAAAGUCAUUACUCAACAUACUCCGAUCUAGACAAUCAUCAGCACGUAUACGACUACCGAAGGACGCGCAAUCAGAUAUUCUUCAAGGGCUUUGGGGAACUCUUACUCACACUCGCACUAUGUGCAUCUAUCAUUGGGGCACUAUUCUUAUACCAAGGACGUGAUGCGAGGGACCCGAAGCUAUUGGCCAAGUCAGACACGAGAAUAUUCAAUGCACUGAUGAUAGGAUUAUCCCUGGCGCUUGGUUUCAACCUUGCGUCAUCAUUGAAGAGUUAUGCGAACAUCCUCCGAUGGUCUCUGCUAACACGACAGUGGUUCUCUCUCGAAGUUUUCGAUCUGAUCCUGGGCUGUGCUGGACAGACGAAGCUCAUGGAACUUGUAUUCGUGUCUUGGCCCUGGCCCCGUGUUGGCAUGAUGGGAAAGUAUCCUUCCAAACGCAUUUGGGCUAUGGGCCUUUGCUGGCUCACGGUGAAUCUGAGUGCUCAGAUAGCUGUUGCCGCUCUAUCUCUAUUCUGGCCAGCGGAACCUUCCAAGGAUGGAAUCCUUCUACAGCGUGGUAAUGUCUCCGUUGCAAACUUCGAUCGCUGGGUUGCUGGCUACCGCCAGAACGAGCCUUACAUCGAUUUUGCGGAGCAAGGCGCGGCUGCCAACGAUUGGGGUCGACAGGCGCAAGACUACAAGGAAAUGCCUUACACGGGCUUCGAAAACGAAACUGACAGCUCGGAAACUGUCUACUAUAAGAGAGAUGGCUCAGAAAGAUUCUGGGAAUACCGCUUUGAUGACCGUAGCGUGAACAACAUGCAUCGGUGGACGAACCGGUACAUCAGGGCCAGUGCUACCUGUCAGGAAUAUGAGGUGCUCGAACAGACGAGCAACUGUACGUGGACAGAUAGUGACGACUACACCCACGAGAACGUGGACUGCUUCUGGUAUACAAGAUACGAGGGACAGCCAAACUGGUCCUAUAAACUACCGCCCUAUUCCUGGAUGGCAGGUGCUACCACGUAUAUGAGUGAAUAUCCCGACGGACCCACACCAUGUGGAGAUCGCUGUGCACACAUAGCUAUUUACCAACCCAAGGGGGGAGAGAUCAUCAGAAAUGCUUUUGUCGAAUGUAAUGCGACUCUCAGCGAGAUCAAGGACCAUGACUCUACUGACAAUGACUUCACGAAUCUACCUAGCGAUGUCCGAGAGAAAAUAUACAUGAACAAAACUACUGCGGCUUUUGGUGCAGGUGCCAUUGGGUUAAUUGGGUCUUCGCCAUGGGGCGCAUAUUGGGACGCUGUGCAGUACAACCCUGUGCAGCGAUGGAGUCCAAACGUCACAAUCACCGCACCCAUGAUGGAAAACUUCGUAACGCGCUUUGCCAUCGGUGCCGUCGCUGCAUUCAACGACCACGGCCCACGUCUCAUAGUUCCAGACCAGCUGAACGCGCCCAUGCAAGCACAAACCCUUCAGGUCGACUGGCUAUGGAUAUACGUCCUCGUCGGCGGUAUAUGUGGCAUCCAGAGCGUCAGCUUGGUGCUGCUUAUGAUAUUCGCAAACAAAGCCAUUAUCCUGGACGAAAGCUCAUGGAGUCUGGCGAGAUUGCUAAUGCCUGUGGUCAAGAAGCUAGGUUCUGAGGGAAGCACCAUGUCGGGGAAGGAUAUCGUUAAUGCCAAGGUGUUUGAGGGAGAGAAAAUAGCAUAUGGCGUCAAGACGACAGCGCAUGGUAACCGAGUUGAUAUAUUAUGGAAAGGCGCAGAUCGGUUGAAGCGGACAAGCUUCCAGGCGGGGGUUUAUGAAUAAUGAGCAUAGGGGAUAGUACAGCAUAGUGAUUUAGCAUACUUUGGACCAAUCCGGUCGCCACAGAACUUUUAGCUUCAGCUAUUCUAAUUUUACUCUCGGUUGAAUGAGUUCUAUUGUAAAAAGGAUUAUAUGCAAUUUCGGUCAUAUAAAACGCAAUAAACUUCAGUCGUAACUGCUCGACAGGACUGUCAC
This is a messenger RNA of Pseudovirgaria hyperparasitica, 2415 nucleotides long. RefSeq lists its product as uncharacterized. The record is from RefSeq and is a predicted model, not a curated record. NCBI's taxonomy places the organism in Eukaryota, Fungi, Ascomycota, Dothideomycetes, Acrospermales, Acrospermaceae. The coding region runs from base 211 to 2223 and encodes 670 amino acids. The transcript has a single exon.